Prorocentrum cordatum is the source of this 1730-nucleotide messenger RNA. Lineage: Eukaryota; Dinophyceae; Prorocentrales; Prorocentraceae. The record is from the annotation of a GenBank genome assembly.
AGCCAUUCUGGUUCAAGCCCUGGGAGCUCCAGCAUCUACAGCCUACAAGAGGUAAUCCCCAUGUCUAGACACCAGGCCGACACCACGGCAUGGCGCGCGUCUCCCUUCGUGGCCUCGCGGCUGCCAGAUCUGGGCUGCGCCUCCUUCCCCGACAAUGAUCCCUCCUUGAACGACAGGAGCAUGCUGUUACCAUGGCCUCUCUGGGAGCAUUUUUCGCGGGGAUGGGGAUCUUCCUCCUCACCCCGUUCCUCGUGCACAGAAGGCGGCUCCAGCGCUUGCUGCGAGAGGACCUGCCAGAGGUGCAGAGGACGAGCGGCCGCGUCGUGGACAGGUACUACAGGGAGUCAGAACGUAACGCACAGAAAAAUCAGACGCACUACAUCGAGGUAUUGUUUGAAGCAAACCACGAGCCCAGCAGGGUCGACUACGCUGUCAGCAGCCCCGAUUUCCACAUCGGAUCGGAGGUCACUGUGGCAUUCGAUGUUUCGAGUCCGCGGCAGAUCAGCACUGUCGUGGAAAAUGUCGAGCGAGAGCUCGGAGACUUGACUAUAAUCAUCAGGAUUGCCAUCUGCAUUGCUUCAGGCUUUUUUGCCUUUGGGAUCUUAGUGGCAGUCUCGCUUGGAGGCAGCUUGAACGGAUGCUUCGCAGGAGUCCUUCUCUUUGCAUCCUUCGUGCUUAUGGCGGGGCUGACGUUUGCUGCUCUCGGGCAGUGCGUCGUGACCUGUCUCCAACGCUUGCUGAACAUGUUGAUGAGUCUGAAUGACCUCGGGGGCUCAGGCAAGCAUCGCUACGACUCCGACCGCCGGGGCGACCAGGACUCGGAGCGCCUGGCUCUCCUCUUGAACGACCCCGCGGGGGGCGUGCCGGGCGCCCCGGUGCCCGUGCCGAGGCCGCGCGUGACCCCAGCCGGAGGGGCUGGCGGAGGCCGGCGCCCCGGGGUGGGAGACCGCGUGAAGCUCGCGCCCGGAGCCGCGGUGCCCGACGGGCCUCUGGGGCCGGGCCGCAGCGGAGUGGUCGUGGACGACAAGCCGUUCCAGGAGCAGCCGUUCCAGGUCGACUUCAACGGUCAGGUCUUCUGGUACGGGGAGGCCGAGAUCGUGCCCCAGAGCUGCGCCACCAGUGGGGUGGGGAUGUCCUGCCGAAGAGUUCUCGCAUGCUGCUGUGGCGUGUACUGUUGUUGCAUGGUCAUCCUGUUGGUGUCUUCUGCCGUGGCUAUGGUGGGUCAACAGGCCGAGUAUGUGCCAACCCUGGCAGCCCUCGGCGCUUGCUCCGCUGGCAGCCAUCUGGAGUAUGACCACGUGAGCGGCGUCUCAUCUUGUAUCCCUUGUCCUUCAGGGACCCAAUCGGAGGAAGCAGCGACCUCUCUAGGUGACCGCGGUUGCUGGAUGUGCCCCGCCGGCACCGCCGCCCCCAACGAGAGCACGGUUCUCUGCGAGGACUGCUCGCCCGGCAGGUUCGCGCGUGCGCUCGGGCAGACGAGCUGCGAGGAGUGCCCUGCGGGGUCUCCGGCCUCGGAUCCGGGCCAGAGCUCCUGUGGCGAGGUUGGCGCGGGCUCGACUUCUGUGUCGCCGGAGUGAGGCCUGCGUCCCGUCAGCAGCCAGGCGGAGCGAGCCUCGGCGGCUGAUUGUGAUCCUGUGGCAGCGUGUUCGCAGUCCUGCGGCAUGCACGGCGUGGCAGCGACAUGCUCGGGGGGCGCCGCGCGGGCGGCCGAGCGCACGGGGGGUGGUGGC